UGGUAGUAGAAACAACAAACUCUCCUCUCCUUCUCACCCUCUUCCUACUUCACUAUUUUACUUCUUAAAUCCUAUAAAUACAUCAAAUCUUCAUCAUUUUUUUCUCACUCAUCUUAUUCAUUCAUCUCUCUCUCUUAUCAUUCAUAUUUUUCAUAUUUUCACCUAUAACCAACCUUUCUACUCACUCACAUACUAAACAUGGAAAUUACCACUUUGUUUUUCUACUUUGCUUCUUUUCUCUUCAUUGUUCUGUUCAAAUCACUCAUCAAAAACUUCUUAUUUCCUUCUAAUGGAAAACAAUUGCCUCUACCUCCUGGUUCUAUGGGUUACCCUUACAUAGGAGAAACCUUUCAAAUGUAUUCUCAAGACCCUAGUCUUUUCUUUGCCAACAAAAUCAAAAGGUAUGGUGCUAUGUUCAAGUCUCACAUUUUAGGUUGUCCUUGUGUGAUGAUUUCAAGUCCAGAAGCAGCAAAAUUUGUGUUAAACAAAUCUCAACUUUUCAAACCAACAUUUCCAGCUAGCAAAGAAAGGAUGUUAGGGAAACAAGCAAUUUUCUUUCAUCAAGGAAAUUAUCAUGCUAACCUAAGAAGACUUGUUCUUCGUUCUUUCAUGCCUGAAGCCAUCAAAAGCAUUGUUCCUAAUAUUGAAUCCAUUGCACAAACUUGCCUCAAAUCAUGGGAUGGAAAUUUAAUCACCACUUACCUUGAAAUGAAAACAUUCACCUUCAACGUUGCACUUCUAUCAAUUUUUGGAAAAGAUGAAAUUCUAUAUAGAGAAGAUCUAAAAAGAUGUUACUACACACUUGAGAAAGGGUACAAUUCAAUGCCAAUAAACCUACCAGGAACACUAUUUCACAAGGCAAUGAAAGCAAGGAAAGAGCUUGCACAGAUCUUAGAACAAAUCAUCUCAACAAGGAGGUGCAAAAAGCAAGUUUACAAUGAUUUAUUAGCUUCUUUCAUGGAUGAGAAAGCAGGACUUAGUGAUGAACAAAUAUCAGAUAAUAUCAUUGGUGUUAUUUUUGCUGCUCGUGACACAACUGCUAGUGUGCUUACGUGGAUUGUGAAGUACCUUGGUGAAAAUCCUAGUGUCCUUGAAUCAGUCACAGAAGAACAAAUGUCUAUAAUAAAGGGGAAACAAGAAAAUGGUGAAGAAAUUGGUCUAAAUUGGGAAGACACAAAAAAUAUGCCAAUAACUUCAAGGGUUAUACAAGAAACUCUAAGAGUGGCAUCAAUUUUGUCUUUUACAUUUAGAGAAGCAACAGAAGAUGUUGAAUAUCAAGGGUAUCUUAUACCAAAAGGAUGGAAAGUAUUGCCACUUUUCAGAAAUAUACAUCACAGUCCAGAGAAUUUCAAAGAGCCAGAAAAAUUUGAUCCUUCAAGAUUUGAGGUUGCUCCAAAACCUAAUACUUUCAUGCCAUUUGGAAAUGGGGUCCAUGCAUGUCCUGGCAAUGAAUUAGCAAAGUUGGAGAUUUUGGUUCUUGUACAUCAUCUAACCACAAAGUACAGGUGGUCUGUGGUCGGUGAAAAGAACGGAAUUCAGUAUGGUCCUUUUGCUCUUCCUCAAAAUGGGUUACCAAUCAACUUAUAUUCCAAGAAAUAAAAAAAUAUGAACCAAACAUAAAGAUGGAGGCUGGUCAAAUAUAGCAAGGAAUCAACUUUCUAAAUUUGGAAUGGUUUCAAAAGUAUGUUAAUGAAUUUGAUUAAACUUUGACCAGAAAAAGUUGUGAAGAGGAGAGACCAUAUAACAAAUACCUAAACAAAGGGAUAUCAAACUUUAUUCCCUUUAAAUUUUGGCCAAGAGACACCCCAAAGGGGCAAUUUUGACUUUUGAAUUAAUUGCACAAACUAGGAGUCAAGUGUACAGAGGUUACAUUACAUAGCCAGAGCUAAGCUAACAGUGUAAAUAACCUCUUUUCAUUCAUUUUUGUUUUUAUUUUUUUGGUUCAUAGUUUUUUUACAUUUAUUUUUUAUUUUAGGAUAUAUUGAGGAAAAGUCCUCAAUAGAUUGGAUUAGAUGUAAUGAAGUAACUAGCUUUGUAUCCACAUGAAUGUUGCAAUUCAAAAAAAAAUAAUGAAGCUGUAACAUUUCAAUUCUUUAACAUUGACAAACUUUUUUUUCUCCAAA
Molecule: messenger RNA, 2123 nt
Organism: Medicago truncatula (barrel medic)
Lineage: Eukaryota; Viridiplantae; Streptophyta; Magnoliopsida; Fabales; Fabaceae
Product: abscisic acid 8'-hydroxylase CYP707A2
Exons: 6
Coding region: 199-1599 (466 amino acids)
Biological process (GO): abscisic acid metabolic process; sterol metabolic process
Molecular function (GO): (+)-abscisic acid 8'-hydroxylase activity; iron ion binding; heme binding
Source: RefSeq, a predicted model, not a curated record